Helobdella robusta is the source of this 738-nucleotide messenger RNA. RefSeq lists its product as hypothetical. The record is from RefSeq and is a predicted model, not a curated record. NCBI's taxonomy places the organism in Eukaryota, Metazoa, Annelida, Clitellata, Rhynchobdellida, Glossiphoniidae. The transcript is spliced from 4 exons. Gene Ontology annotation, molecular function: protein binding. Bases 1 to 738 code for a protein of 245 amino acids. Gene Ontology annotation, biological process: protein homooligomerization.
AUGGAUUAUUUUGAUUGUUGCCAAGUUGUUGAGUUGAACGUGGGUGGAGUUGUCUAUACAACAACAAGGACAACACUGACCUCCGAGCCUGGCUCCCUACUUACUGAAAUUUUCUCCGAAAGAAAAUUGUCUUCCGCUGUUUCAAAUGCCAAACAAUCGUGCUUCAUCGACAGGGAUGGAGUCUUGUUCAGGUUUGUGCUGGACUAUUUACGGAACGGAAGAAAACUGGUGCUACCUGACUGCUUCUUGGAAAGGAAACGAUUGAUUCAAGAGGCUGACUACUAUCGACUGCCAGGCUUGCUGGAGCAAAUUAAGAUGCCGCUGCAAGGCGCUGCUGCAGUUGAUUCCACCAACGUCAAUCAUCCAGGGUUCAUCGUGGUGGGAUACCGAGGAACGUUCGCUUUUGGACGCGAUGGCUGCCAGGCCGACGUGAAGUUCCGAAAAAUGUGGCGGAUUCUUGUGAGUGGCAAAGUGUCUUUAUGUCGCGAGGUCUUCAAAGAUACGUUGAACGAAAGCAGGGAUGUCGACAGGGGAACCACUGACCGUUACACCACCAGAUUUUUUUUGAAGCAUCAGUUCUUGGAGCAAGCGUUUGACAUGCUGCAAGAAUGCGGCUUCAAACUGUUGGCAGCUUGUGGCUCGGGAACAAAUAGCGCUGGUGGCGACUUGAAGCCAGGAAUGGAUCUCGAAGAAUCAAAGUGGAACCAUUACAAUGAGUUUGUGUUUGCAAGGGAAUGA